AUGAACAACGUUUCACAGACUAUGGAUGGAUCUGACAGAAGGACGUCAAUGUCCAAAAGGUCACCGUCAAUCUUGGUAACAGAUGCACGGUCCUCAGCUAAGAGAAUCAGUGCGCCAUUUGCAGGACACGCAGCCGGAAUAAGAGGCGGUAAGGCUUCCAGAUUAGGACAAGACGGCCCGGAAAGAUUUCGGGCCGUUUCUGCAGGGUUUACACCAGGUUUGAGACGUCGUGGAAGUGUCAAUACGGGCUCCAGUGAUUUUCCACCGGGUCGUCGCUCGAAGAGUAACCAAAAAGCCAAGCAACAGGGCAAAUUCAGUGACAUUUCUAUCGACAACAUCCUAUCAGAUGUUUCUGAUGUCCCAUCCGGUCGCAGGGAAGAACGACUGUCGUCGUCGUCUCAUGACCUUAACUCACCAACAGACGGCAGAUUUCUGCGGUCUGCUCAACAUGCAAAAAUGAUUAACCCUCUGCCUCCUCGAACCUCCAAAACUUCCAAAAAACUGGUCUUAAUACCUGAUGAGGGAACAGAAAAGAAAAGCAACCUGCAGCAUCUAGAUAGAAAAUGGCACUCUUUAAAGUCAAAGGCGCAUUUUGACAGAUCUUCGAACUUACACAAUGAGUUGUCUCGAAUAACGGCCUAUAACGUUGCCGAAGGUUUUAACACCAAGCUUGCCUCCACGUUUCUCAAAUCAACGCAUGACGUCUCUCCCAGACUAUACGAUGAGUGCCUUUACGUCCCGUACUGCCUGCCAUUGCUACCUGGUAAAGAAGGAUUUAGAAUUAAGUCGAACGUUUCGAAGAAGACAGUGGGUGGAAAAACUCUUAUAGAUCGACUUAUUGAUAAAAGUGAGCAACGAGAUCAUCACUACGAGUAUUAUUCAGGAGUGGAGACCGUAGAAGACAUGAAUAAUAAUUUUGAGUUGAACGAAUCUUUCGUCAAUGAGAACGACAGGUUUGACGUUAUACCCACUCCAGACCAUCUACACAAUCCAUCAAACAGUAAUACAGCUCUAUUCGACCCAGGUGAGCCCCAAUUUUUCGCGGAGGAAAGCACAAAUGACCAGAUGGAUGGAAAUAACUCGGGUAAACAAUCGAAACCUGAGAGACCGUCAUCACAGUCACAGGAGACUCGGUCUCUAGAUACAUAUGACGCUAGUAAACAGCAACAUGCGGAGAUGUUCAUUUUUGGUUAUGGUGUUGUGGUCUUUUGGAAUUUCACAGAAAUUCAAGAGAAGAACAUCCUUGGAGAUAUCGCGUUUGCAGAGUAUGACGAUUUGGUGAUCAGGCCUUUAGAUGAGCAAGAUAUUGAAACUGAACAGUUUCAUUUCGAAUAUGACAUGGAUAUUGAGAGACCGAGUAUUUUCAAUGACAUCGUUACCCUUCGAUCGGGGGAUCACAUCACUAAACUGACUUUGUCCCAUUCAAUUGCUCAAUCUACUAAAUUGUCAAGAUUUGAAUCUAGAAUAUCUCCUAUUUUAGGUACAGUGUCAAAGCUGCCGAAAAGACUGGCAUUAUAUGGCUCUUUGGGUCUUAAGCGUGAACAGCUUUUGAAAAAAUCUGGUAAACUUUUCAAGCUUAGAGUGGAUGUGAAUCUUUCCUCUAGCGUACUGGAUACACCAGAAUUUUUCUGGUCUUUUGAACCUAGCCUCCACCCACUGUACCUAGCCAUGCGUGAAUAUCUUGAAAUCGACCAGAGAGCUCAAGUGCUAAACGACAGGUGUAAAGUCUUUUUAGAGUUCUUUGAUAUCUGUGUUGACUCUGUGGCUGAAAGGAACAUGGCCAAGAUAACGUGGUGGUUUAUUGCCGUCAUUUGCGUCAGUGUCUUGGUCUCGAUUGGCGAGAUAGUUAUUAGGUCAUUCAUCAUCCGUCAAGUCAAAAAUCAUCAUUAG
Lachancea lanzarotensis is the source of this 1890-nucleotide messenger RNA. It is a transcript of the gene RMD8, whose product is annotated as LALA0S06e08394g1_1. The transcript has a single exon. Bases 1 to 1890 code for a protein of 629 amino acids. Lineage: Eukaryota; Fungi; Ascomycota; Saccharomycetes; Saccharomycetales; Saccharomycetaceae. The record is from RefSeq and is a predicted model, not a curated record.